This is a messenger RNA of Oryza sativa Japonica Group (Japanese rice), 1852 nucleotides long. Its product is annotated as F-box/kelch-repeat protein SKIP6. Gene Ontology annotation, molecular function: protein binding. NCBI's taxonomy places the organism in Eukaryota, Viridiplantae, Streptophyta, Magnoliopsida, Poales, Poaceae. The record is from RefSeq and is a predicted model, not a curated record.
CGCGGUGGCCCCACCCCCACCGUACGACAUACCGUCUCCCACCGGCCAACCUCUCGUCGGCGCCGACGACCUUCGAGUGCGAGCCAUGUCCACCUCCGCACCCACCUCGUCGCCUGAGCCGCCGGAGUUCAUCCGCGGGAGCCUCAUCCCGGCUCUCCCCGACGACCUGGCCAUCCACUGCGUCGCCCUGCUGCCGCGCGCCGCGCACCCCUCCCUCGCGCUCGUCUCCCGCGCCUUCCACACCUUGCUGUGCCGCGACCCGGGUCCCCUCCUGGCCGCGCGCCGCCGCCUCCGCCUCUCCGACCCCCACGUCAUCCUCUCCCUCCGCCCGCCGGCCUCCGCCUCGCCUCUCUUCUUCCUCCUCCUCCCGCAUCCCGGAUGGCCACCGCUGCCUCUCCCGUCCCCUCCCGUCCCCGUCUCCUCCUCCUCCUCGGUCGCCGUCGACGGCAACCGGGUGUUCCUCUUCGGCGGGUCCGUCUCCGGAGUGCCGUCCCCGUCGGUGCAGAUCUUGGACCCCCGCACCAGAUCCUGGUCAGUCGGCCCGCGCCUCUCCUCUCCGCGGGAGUUCGCCGCCGCCGUUGCCCACUCCGGCGUACUAUUCGUCGCCGGCGGUUGUGUUCCUUCCUCCCCCUUCUGGGCUGAGUCCCUGAACCUCUCCUCCCCGGAUGCAAAGUGGUCUCCGGUCCCCAGCCCGCCCCACUUCCGGGAGAAGUGGAUGCACGGCUCCGCCUCGCUCGCCGGGAAGGUCCUCGCGGUGGCCGAUCGCGGCGGCUUGGCCUACGACCCGGCUGCGCCGCCUACUGAGGCAUGGGCGCCGGUUUCUCCGAUCCUUGACAUGGGGUGGAAGGGCCGUGCAGCUGUGGUCGGUGGAAUCCUCUACUCCUACGAUUACUUGGGGCAGGUCAAGGGCUAUGAUCCGGACACCGAUUGCUGGAGCAAGGUGGAAGGGUUGGAGCAGGAGCUGCCCAAGUUCUUGUGUGGUGCCACUCUCGCCAAUGUCGGUGAACUGCUCUACUUGGUUUGGGAAGGGAAGUGGAAAGGGAAAGGGAAAGCGAAAGGAAAGGGCGAAGCAAGGAGCAUGGUGGUGAUUGAUUGGGCUGCCAUUGCGGUGACGAAAGCCGAAGAGGGCCGGCUAACGGGGAAGGUGUUGUCAAGGGACACCAUUGUAUUCAAGGACAUGCCAAAGGGGUCAGCAAUCACACAUUGCAUCGCAUUGGAGCUGUGACGAUGGUUGCUCCAGUAGCCCAGUCAUAAAUCAAAUGGCAUCCAUGUUUUAAAUGUUCUCUGCUGAUUUGAGGAUGGAAAAACUCAGUAUUGUGGUAGGCUGGUAGCACCUCCUGCUGAGAAAUGAGGAUGCUUCACUACUGGGCAGCAGAGCACUGAUAAAUCUGGCUGGAUGACAAGUUAAAGAUAAUUCAGAAAAUUGUGUUUCAAUUCCUUAUCGUCUGGAUGCUGGAAGAAGGCAUUUGGAAUUCUACCCAGCAAAAAUCAUGCAUUUGGAUCUCUCUUAGACAUUGAACAUAUUUGAUGAAGCAGAAGUUUUGCCUUAAACACUAUUUAUUCUUCAUUGCCGGUCAGUUGUAAUUGUAAGAUAACCAAUGUAGCUUGUAGCCCUCUUGUAUAGUUGUAUGGCCUAUUGCUGAGCUUGCUGUGCCCGUGUGUGGCAGCAUUAGUUGUGUUUAAACAUAUCGAAUUACUUUGCUAGCUUGGGCCAGUAGUGCAAAUUGUUAAAACCAGUUUGGCCCAAGAGAAACAGCACCUACAGUUGUCUCAUUCUGUGCAGAGUUUCUAUCCAUGGAUGUACCCCUAAAUAAACUAUGAAAUUAAUUCAUGCAUUCUCUUCUAGGACCAA